Xiphias gladius (swordfish) is the source of this 2629-nucleotide messenger RNA. RefSeq names its product transmembrane protein 200C. The coding region runs from base 328 to 1908 and encodes 526 amino acids. The record is from RefSeq and is a predicted model, not a curated record. The transcript has 2 exons. NCBI's taxonomy places the organism in Eukaryota, Metazoa, Chordata, Actinopteri, Istiophoriformes, Xiphiidae.
CUUAAACCCUAAGGCAAACACAAUUAAGCGUGAUUAGUCAAAUUAAAUACCCAGCCACCCAGCACAAUCAAGCCAGAGUCUGUCUAAUUAAUCAGCCUUAUCCUUUGAUUGCUAUUCACCACACGCGGCUGAAACCCAUCAGCAGACGUCCGUCAUCGUGAGAAGGGGUUGCUGGCCUCAUUGCCCUUUUGGACCGCGGCCCUGCGCUAUCACGCAGCGGUGGACUGGUCUGCGCCGCAGAACCAGAGAAACCAAAACCGAACGCAGACGUGUUACGUGGCGGAGACUGUGUUGGUUGAGUGACAAGCCCGCCGUCCCAUCGCCACCAUGAUCGCCACAGGCGGCCUGCUGCGCAUGAACAGGCGCCAGGAUUCCCUCCGCUCUAAAAACCGCGCGGAAAACAAAAGGAAGCGGAAAUCCAAAAAAAAGAAGAAGAACGACGUGGUGGUGGUGAAGGGGAAGCUCAAUCUGUGCUCCCCGGCUGGUUUGGUGGCUGCAGUUGGGGUUAUGGUUCUCAUGGUCGGGAUUUCUAUGGCCGUACUGGGCUACUGGCCCAGCCAGAACCAGCAUGCGUACCAGGAGCGCCGCAGAACUGGAGCGUACCACACCAACAGGAUGAGCUACUCCAAAAGUCCGCCUGUUUCCUCAAACCAGACCCAUAAUAAGCCUCCCUCCGGCCAGACAACUUUAUUCAACCAGAGCCGUGCUAACAGCAGCGCCGCCGACCCCUCCCCUCACUGUGGCCUCCUCUGUGACUUCCUGGAUAAUUACCUGUACUCAGACAAUCUGAAAGUCUUUGGGCCGCUGGUGAUGGGAAUCGGCAUUUUCCUCUUCAUCUGCGCCAAUGCAGUCCUCCACGAAAACCGAGACAAGAAAACCAAAAUCAUCAACCUGAGGGAUAUCUACUCCACUGUGAUAGAUCUACACAGCAUACGGUCAAAGGAGUACUCACCUCUAAACGGUCUGGUGAACUACACUCAGUCGAGGAGUGCCGAGGGCCCGUCGGGCUCCUUCCCCGCAAGUGGGAUGCUCGCUCGCAGCUCCUGGCCCUCCGCUGGACUCGGUUUCCAGGGCGAGUUGGGCGGCGAUGAGGUGUUUAGACACCCAUCUUUAGCCAGCAGGCCUCGCAGCUGGUCCAGAGAUGUCCAGACCUUCACGGACACCGUCUACAGCAUCUACAAAGACUACAGCAAUAGCGGCAAGCAGGCGCCGCAGCCCCGACAGUGGGAGACCACCUCCAUCGUCACCUCCUCUGUGAACGCUUUCACCCUCCCCGUGAUCAAGCUGAACAACUGUGAGGUGGAGGAGUCUGACAGAGCGGAGGCAGAGGAGCACUCAGGGGAAGGGGUCGUUAUCGAGGCUGCUGCCGAAAACACGAGCGAGGAAGGACAGGCCAGCAGCGGCCAGGCAGACGAGACGUACACCGAGGAGAAGGACGCUUCGAUGACAUACCCCCCGCCACCCCGUCGGAGCCGUGAGGACAUGUCCACAGACACAGCUGACCGACAGGGGGCGCCACAGGCUCAGCCUCAACCACAGUGGACCCAGCUGUUUCCGCCAUCCCCCGUUGCCAGGGCGAUGGGGUCACGGCUGUCGCUCAACUCCCUCACGGAUCAGCCCAGGUCUGCACGACGCUGCAGCCUGUCCGUGUCUGCGGUCAGUCAAGGCGAAAGAGCCAGGCGCUUCAGCUGCCCCCGCCUGGAGCGCUCCAACAGUAAGGGCUACAUCAAACUGACUGAUCUGGGGGGCGAGUCCUUCGAAGCCCCCGACACCGUCGCUUCUUUGGUGGCCACCGAACAGGAGGUAGCAACGGACGCAGCAGCAGCAGCAGCAGCAGCAGCAGCAGCGGAGGAAGAAGCUCAGGGAGAGGAUGACCUGGUGACACCCAGCACCUCUGCAGAAUACUAGACUCUUUUUUUUUUUUUUUUUUUUUUUUUUGCUGAUGAGCCUCUAAAAACUCUUUGAUGUCUUGUUCUUUGCGCCGUACCCUCUUCUCCGACUGCUGAUGUGAAGCCGGCCACUACAGAGGAGAGGAAGUGUGGAGAGUAAGCAGCUAAGGACUAUUGAAAACAUAGCCAUGAACACUCAAGAGCAAGGCUCUUUAUAAAUACCACAUCCACAGCUCAAUAUUCAGAUGUAAUUUUUCUAUUUUUUUCAAUGUAGCAAGAGCAAUACUAAAGACUUGUAAGAAGAUUUAGUAAAGAUUUGUAAAAAAACAAACAAACAAAAAACCAACAACAACAAAAGAGAGAGAAAGGAAAGAAAAGGAAAUCCAAUCUGACGAGUUUUAACUUUUCUUUUUAUAACAGUAUGGCAAACAUUGUAGCUUCUAGAAAUUGCCGAAACCGUCACUGAGAACUACUGUUAGACAUGUUGUACUGUAGCCUUAACGUAUGCCACAGAAAACUAAAUAAAUAGUCUAGAUUUAUUUCUCUACAUUGUUGUGUGAAUAGGUGAACUGAACUGAAUCUCAGGUAGACGUUUGGUUUAGGAUCAGGGCCUUGAGGACAAGGUCUUCCCUACGUGCACACUUGUUUAUAUGAGACUUUCAUGGUUGAAUAAACUUGACUGUAACACCUCCCGACGGGUCUAACAGACGUCCUUGAUUGAGGAUCAGAUUAAAUGCAGC